Orussus abietinus is the source of this 653-nucleotide messenger RNA. It is a transcript of the gene mRpL14, whose product is annotated as 39S ribosomal protein L14, mitochondrial. Gene Ontology annotation, biological process: translation. NCBI's taxonomy places the organism in Eukaryota, Metazoa, Arthropoda, Insecta, Hymenoptera, Orussidae. Gene Ontology annotation, cellular component: ribosome; mitochondrion. Gene Ontology annotation, molecular function: structural constituent of ribosome. The record is from RefSeq and is a predicted model, not a curated record. The transcript is spliced from 3 exons. Bases 152 to 595 code for a protein of 147 amino acids.
UUACGAUGGAGACGUAGUCUAUAUAUUUCAGUGGUGAAAAUGUUGAAAGUAAUAGGUUAGGCAUUCGGAGGUCUAGAAUCUUGUUCUUUAGACUGGAAUAGACCGAAUAUACAUUUCUUUGUUAUCAUUCGUUAUCGGACAGACAAUAAAGAUGAUAUCAAAUACAUCACUGUUACACAUCGGAUCCAGAGGUAUUUCCACAUGUUCUGAAUUGAAUCAGAUAAUUAAACUGACUCGCCUCCGAGUUGUGGAUAACAGUGAAAUUGGCAAGCAAGCUAUGCUGGAAGGAAAACCACCUAGAUGUAUACAUAUUUAUAACAAGGUCGGGGUUGGAUAUAUUGGGGACAGAAUUCUGAUGGCUGUGAAGGGUGAAAAGAAGAAAGGCAUUUUAGUAGGGCUUAAACAAAAUCAGAAACCAAAGGUACCCAAAUACGAUAGUAACAAUGUCGUGUUUAUUGACGAUAAUGGGACUCCCCUCGGGACAAGAAUUCUUGUACCAAUUCCUCAUAUCCUUCGAACGAUAUUAAAAGAAAAGACCCAUUCUAAAGGUGCAGAUUAUACAAAACUCAUUGCGAUAGCAUCAAGAUUUAUAUAAAAUUAUGUUAUUAUUAUAAUUGUAGAUAUUCGUGUAUACGUUAAUAAAAAGUAAAAUA